AUGACAGUGGACAUGGUUGCAAUUUGUUCCGAAAGUCACUGGGGAAUCAAUUGUAGUCUGACUUGUAACUCAAAUUGUUAUAAUAAUGAGUGUCAUCCAGUGACAGGAAGCUGCAGCCUCGGCUGUAUUGAGGGAUACCAACUUCCCAACUGCACUCUGGCUUGUGACAAAGUGAAUUACGGAAGAAACUGUUCUCUCAAUUGUUCUGUCAACUGUGUCAAUCAGGAGUGCAACGCAACGGACGGUUCCUGUUCAUGUCUAGCUGGUUACGAGGGAAGCACUUGUCAACAAAGAAUAGGAUCUUCAGACAGUUCAACGGAUUCCGUUGGAGUUAUUGUUGGAUCAGUGGUAGCAGCCUUGGUUGUGAUAAUAAUUAUUUUUUCUAUUGUCAUUAUAUGGAGAAGAAAGAGAACACCAAAUUACAAGAAAGAAUUUCAAGAUAACGGACAUCACAAUAUUGUAGUACUGGACAAUCUGAAGGAUGAACAAUAUACCUUAACACCGAAAAAGAUUCGCAUCAAUGAAGAGGAUAAAGAACAAAGCAAUCCGUACAUUGAGAUACCAGAAGAUUUCGCUGCCGAUACAAUGAUGGCUGUUGGAAGCUUGAACACGUACAUGAAAUCCAAAGACGCAGAAUUUUACAAAAAACAAUUCGAGAGAAUUCCCCAAGCUGGAAAUGUAACCCAAGAUAUUGGUCUGUCUAAAGAAAAUAAACAUAAAAAUAGAUACAAGAACAUUUGCCCAUACGAUCAUUCCAGAGUUCAUUUGGAGAUAAAUACAGACCAAAAUGAAUUGGAUUACAUCAAUGCUUCAUAUAUCAGGGGUUUCAAUGACGAAGUAAAUUUCAUAGCAACCCAGGGUCCGCAGAAAUCAACGAUAAGCGACUUUAUCAGAAUGCUUUGGGAACAGAGAAUAGAUAUAGUUGUUAUGUUGACAGAUCUAGUAGAGGAAACUAAGGUGAAAUGUGAGAAGUACUGGCCAGACUCUGGCAAGAUCAGAGUUGGUCAAAUCAAAGUGAACCUUGGAUCUACACAAGUAUUUGCUGACUACACCAUUAGAAAACUUGAGCUAUUUAAGAAAGGGGAGGCAAGUCACAGUUUCACUCAGUUCCAUUUUACCUCCUGGCCAGAUAAAGGUGUUCCAUCCACUCAGUGGAGCUUGGUGGAUGUUGAGCAGAGAGUGGCAUCCAUCCCAACGAAGAGACCAAUAGUCGUGCACUGUAGCGCUGGAGUUGGUCGAACUGGGACCUUCAUAGCUCUGUACAACAUCAUGAGGCAGGCAGAAGAGACUGGACUUGUAGAUUUUUUCAAAACUGUUUCCAAAUUAAGAGAAGACAGGAUCUUCAUGGUUCAAACAUCUUCUCAGUAUGAGUUCCUCCAUAAGGCUGCUCAGGUCGCUAUCGCCUGCAUGAAGACGACAGUCCACGCCCAUGACUUCAGUGAUAGAUUGAAUGUUCUAGAGCGACAACACAUUCUGGGAAGUACAAUGCUGGAAACUGAGUUCAAUAGUCUGUGUGCUGUAGUUGAUAGAAGUGAGCAGAACUUUCAAGAUGAAUUUAAUGUUUAUGAAAAUGAGUCAAAAAAUAAGAUUGACAGUGACUACGAACUUGAACACGAGACGAAGACUAAUGCCAAAAACAAUUUUCUAUUUCUUCCGGGUUACAAGCAAAGAGAUCAACACAUUCUAACCAAGAUACCGUCGACUUCAGAAGAAGCUUUAACGUUGUGGAAAUUUGUUGUAGACUACUGUGUAUCACUUAUAGUUGCUUUUGACAUUGACUUAAACAGCCAGUGCUGCGUUGUGGUGUAG
This is a messenger RNA of Biomphalaria glabrata, 1809 nucleotides long. Its product is annotated as receptor-type tyrosine-protein phosphatase S-like. Bases 1 to 1809 code for a protein of 602 amino acids. Gene Ontology annotation, molecular function: protein tyrosine phosphatase activity. The record is from RefSeq and is a predicted model, not a curated record. Gene Ontology annotation, biological process: protein dephosphorylation. The transcript has 18 exons. NCBI's taxonomy places the organism in Eukaryota, Metazoa, Mollusca, Gastropoda, Planorbidae.